UCUAGAGCAGACGUCUGAAAAGAAUUCAGAGCCCAGCCAAUUCCAUGAGCAGCAACGACGUUGUAGAGCUGGAGAGUAUGACAGCCCCCCUGGCUGAGGGUUACAGCAACACCGGCUUCCAGUGGUGAACACGGCCUCAAGAAAUUAAGCCUGGACGUGAACCCAGAAAUGACGAUGGGACCCAGCCUUUUAUCAUAAUGCAGCACCAAUUAAUACAGAUAAUUUGCCAAUAUUCCUGAAAGCAGUCAUCCUAAGAUUCAUGAAUGAAGAUGACUUUGACGAAAGCCAGAACACAUCUGGAGACAACUCACUAAGGUGUAGAAUUGUGCAGAACAGAGAACACAAAGCCGCCAAGCAGGACGAAGAGCAAGUCACCAUUGAGCAGGAUUCUUUAAGAAACAAAGAAGAUGAGGAGGAUGAUCCAGAGACACAUCAAAAAGGGUAUCUGGAAAGGAAGUAUGAUACAGUUUGUGAUUUUUAUAAGAAACACAAAACCACCCUUUGGUACAUCAUCUGGGGCAUCUUACUACUAGGUUACCUGGCGAUGGUGAUUGCAGCUUGUGUGCUAAACUUUCAGAGAGCCCUUCCCCUUUUUGUGAUCACCGUGGCCGCCAUCUUCUUUGUGGUCUGGGAUUACUUUAUGGCCAAAUAUGAGCAUCGAAUCGAUGAGUGCCUGUCUCCUGUCAAAAGGCUCCUAAACAGCCAUUGGUUCUGGAUGAAGUGGGUGAUUUGGAGCUUACUGAUCCUGGGAGUUAUUUUGUGGCUGAUCUUUGACACUGCCAAAUUGGGUCAACAGCAGCUGAUUUCCUUCGGUGGGCUCAUAAUGUACAUUAUCCUGAUAUUUCUAUUUUCCAAGUAUCCAACCAAAGGACUGAAGACUUCAAACUCGGGAUUUGAAAGAGGGAAUGCAGCCCUGAGAUCUGGGGUCAUGAUUCUAUCAAGGGAUUCUCUGCUCACGACUGCUUUGGCCUCCCAAAGAAGGUGGAUCAUAGGCCACGUUUACUGGAGGCCUGUCUUUUGGGGAAUUGGGUUACAGUUUCUUCUCGGUCUCUUAAUCCUAAGGACUGACCCUGGAUUUAUGGCUUUCAAUUGGUUGGGCCAACAAGUUCAGACCUUCUUGGAAUACACUAACGCUGGUGCUGAAUUUGUCUUUGGUGAGACAUACGCAGACCACUUCUUUGCAUUUAAGGUCCUGCCAAUCGUGAUUUUCUUCAGCACCGUAAUGUCCAUGCUCUACUACCUUGGAUUGAUGCAGUGGAUCAUUAGAAAGGUUGGAUGGGUAAUGCUCGUGACUAUGGGAUCAUCUCCUAUUGAAUCCGUAGUUGCUGCUGGCAAUAUAUUUGUUGGACAGACAGAGUCUCCACUGCUAGUCCGACCAUACUUACCACACAUCACCAAGUCUGAACUCCACGCAGUCAUGACCGCUGGGUUCUCGACCAUUGCUGGAAGCGUGUUAGGUGCAUACAUUUCUUUUGGGGUUCCACCCUCCCACCUGUUAACCGCCUCAGUCAUGUCUGCACCUGCGUCAUUGGCCGUGGCUAAACUCUUUUGGCCUGAGACAGAAACACCUAAAAUAACCCUCAAAAAUGCCAUGAAAAUGGAAAGUGGUGAUUCAAGGAACUUCCUAGAAGCCGCAACACAGGGAGCAUCCUCAUCCAUCUCCCUGGUGGCAAACAUAGCUGUGAAUCUGAUUGCCUUCCUGUCCCUGUUGUCUUUUGUGAAUGCAGCCCUGUCCUGGUUUGGAAACAUGUUUGACUACCCACAGCUGAGUUUUGAGGUAAUAUGCUCCUACAUCUUCAUGCCCUUUUCCUUCAUGAUGGGAAUAGACUGGCAAGACAGCUUUAUGGUUGCCAAACUCAUAGGCUAUAAGACAUUUUUCAAUGAAUUUGUGGCUUAUGAACACCUCUCAAAAUUGAUCAGUUUAAGGAAGGAGGCUGGACCCAAAUUUGUGGAUGGUGUGCAGCAAUAUAUGUCGGCUCGUUCUGAGACUAUUGCCACCUAUGCUCUCUGUGGCUUUGCUAAUUUCGGUUCCCUAGGAAUAGUGAUCGGUGGACUCACAUCCAUGGCUCCUUCCAGAAAGCACGAUAUCGCCUCAGGGGCAAUGAGAGCACUGAUCGCGGGGACUGUCGCCUGCUUCAUGACAGCCUGCAUUGCAGGGAUACUCUCCAGCACCCCCGUAGACAUCAACUGUCAUCACGUUUUAGAGAAUGCCUUCAACUCCAGUCCACCUGCAAACACAACCAAUGUGGUAUCUUGUUGUCAAACUCUAUUGAACAGCACUAUUGUCAACGGCCCUGGUGAGGUCAUCCUAGGAGGGAACCACAGCUUGCCUUCUUUAAAGGGCUGCUGCAUGUUAUUGUUGCCACCAAUGCUGAACUGCAGCUGGAUCUCUGAGGCAUUUUGAGUUCAGCUACUUCUCUGAUGGAACUCCAGGAACUCUGCUUUGGCAAGGAAGAAAAAACAACAACACCAUUCUUCAUGGGUGGAUAUUUCCAUCAUGGAGUCAGCUUUAACUGGGAAGAGGAAAAACAGCAGUGAACUCUUCAGAUCUCCAGCAUCGUACUCCCCUCCUUCUUCCCUCCCUUCUGUAAACCCUUCCCCACUGAGAACUACUAUGAUAUCUCAAGAUGAGCUAUUGUCUCCAGUCCCAAAGAUGUUUCCUGACCUUAGAAUUUUAUGACAUUUUACCAGAAUGUAGGUCUAAAUGAUGGCUCACAACAAUGGGGUUAUGGCUCAGCCACACCCAGGGUGACUCACUACUAAAACAUCUCAGGGGAGGUCACUACAUUCACCCUGGCUGACCGGAAGUAGCCAGAACUUGAAUCUCACAUGGACAAGGAUCAAUCAUUUAUCACCCACUCAUUGCCUGCCCUGAGGAAGUCCUACAGAAAUCAAGAGCCCUUUAGAACAUUUAGACCAUUCUAAAACCAGGUUUUAAAUCCUGUAUGCCUAGAGAGUUAUGCCAGUCAUCUUACCCUAAAUUUUGCUGCAAUAAGAAAUAAGCCAAAAACCUUGGUGACUUACAAUUUAUUUUUCCCUUACACCUUAUGCUUAUUGAGGGUCAAUUUUGGCUGUAUUUCAUGUUGUCUUCACUUCCAGGACCCAGGCUAAAGAAGCAGCCACUAUGUGACGUAUGUCGGGAGAGGGGUAGAAAAAUGGUAGCUCUCAAAACCUCUGCUAGGAAGGACCCUUCACUUCACUACAUUCCAUUACCCAAAGCUAAGCAUAUGAUAAGCACGAUGUCAAUGGCUAUGGAUGAACUGAGUAUUUUGAAGAAAUGACAUGAUAUACUACAUGGAUGCAUGAUAACCCUGUCUCCCUUCAAGGAGUCAACCUGUCCUAUCACAGAAAGCCUACUCAUGUGUAAAUUUGGUUAUGUUUGUGGUGACAGGACUGGAAAAUGGUACUACUUUUUGGUCAAAAAGUCACUUAAGGACCUUUUGAGGAAGAAGAGUCCUGGUUGAGAUCUGAAACCUUCCACUGAUACUUCCAUUGUCCAGGAAAGCAUCAGCAUCAAAGCUGCUUACUGGGUAUCAAAACUUCUGAGAUUUAAUGUGUGUCAAAAGAAAAUUCCAGAGACAAUGGCAGGGUGCUCUUUAAUGAAAUGCUCAUCACCAAUUCUCUUAAUAGGCCAAAGACCGCAUUGUGUGAGAAAACACAAACACCAAUGACUGAGUCAAAAGGUGAUUCAGAAGAAAGAAAAAAAUGUGAAAAAGGUUUUGGAAUGCCUUAAGUAAUUUAUUUUAGUUAUGCUUUUCUUGUUCAUGCACAAUUUUUUGAAAUGUAUAUGUAAAUAGCUGAUUUGUGUGUGCAUGUGUGUGUGUGUGUGUGUGUGUGUGUGUGUGUGGCAGCAGAGGUGAAGGAUGAAAUGAAAUGCCCAAAGGACCCCUUA
Zalophus californianus (California sea lion) is the source of this 3892-nucleotide messenger RNA. It is a transcript of the gene SLC28A3, whose product is annotated as solute carrier family 28 member 3. Lineage: Eukaryota; Metazoa; Chordata; Mammalia; Carnivora; Otariidae. Gene Ontology annotation, biological process: pyrimidine nucleoside transport; purine nucleoside transmembrane transport. Gene Ontology annotation, cellular component: membrane. The coding region runs from base 260 to 2404 and encodes 714 amino acids. The record is from RefSeq and is a predicted model, not a curated record. The transcript is spliced from 20 exons. Gene Ontology annotation, molecular function: purine-specific nucleoside:sodium symporter activity; pyrimidine- and adenosine-specific:sodium symporter activity.